Fusarium vanettenii 77-13-4 is the source of this 1362-nucleotide messenger RNA. RefSeq lists its product as uncharacterized. The record is from RefSeq and is a predicted model, not a curated record. Lineage: Eukaryota; Fungi; Ascomycota; Sordariomycetes; Hypocreales; Nectriaceae. The transcript has a single exon. Bases 1 to 1362 code for a protein of 453 amino acids.
AUGGAGGUCUCUUUCGAAUUCAGUGCCUGGAUCAUCAACUUUUAUUACGCCAGCUGGCUCAACGAGACAAGUUGGGAUGAGCCGGAAGCUGAUUCGCCUAAAUUUGACGAUUGCGAACCUCCUCUGCUUCUGUCGCCAACCUUGGUUAUCUGGCUAGUCCUUGUGCCAGCCCUCGCAAGCGCUGCCCAGCUCCCUGGAUCUCUUCUAUAUCAUGGCCACUCCACCCUUUAUCGCCUGUCGCCAAUCUCCGGUCUAGCUGACUGCUUUACCACAUACACGUUGGUAGGGAAAGCGUUGGCUAAGGGGCAUUCUUGGCGACAGUCCAUCGUUGGAGUCCUUCUCUUGAGACAAGGGAUAGGACACAACGACCUUUGGUGGAGGAAAUUCAACCUUUAUGGAAAGACACGCAGCGAGGGGUCUGUCUGCACAUCGGAUGCCGGAGAUGAAGACGAAACUGCCACUCUCGCACCUACAGAGUCAUCAGACGACUGGCUCAACCACGACACCGAGGAAUUACAUCUCAGACUCGCACUCGCUCGAACCACAGAGCCAAUUACCCCUGAAAGAAUAGCCGGGUCUAUUCUCGUGCUUUUCUUGUUCGUUCAAGCCGUUGCCUUUGUUGUGCUGGUUCCUACCGUGUCAUUCUUGACGGCGUCUGCCAUACUUGGUUUGGUAUAUACUGGCAGCCUUUGCAUGUUCGAAAUGUUAGUUUGGAGCAUGGCACUCAGCGCAUCUAUGCAUUCCAUUGCUGAGAUGCCCUGGGGAAAUGCGAUCGAACUUCUUUGUACCUUGGACCCUGGGGAUGGUCCCCUUUCCCUCACUCAAGACACAACGGGUAGCCAAGAAUUGAACUCAGACAUCGAGCUCGAGUCUUGUCACUCCCAGGAUAUGAACGACAGCCAGUAUACCAAGCCAAGGAUGCAGGGGACCCCAGCUUGGGGUAUAGAGACCAAGCUGAUAUCAGGCCUCUUUGGGCUGAUCGAAGCUUCUGCUUGGAUCGUAAUCACCUAUGCGGCGUGGAAGGUGAAGCCCCGGCUUUUGUUCCCGGCGGCGGCAACAGCAAUCUUGAUCAACCUGGGUCUGAUGAUAAAUUGCCUGUUUCCUAGGAUCGUGGAUGUGCGAUUGGGGAUAAUCCGGCGGUUAGAUCUAUCCGACCAGGAAACAAACACUGCGGUCCGCGUUGGCAUCGCCGCUCUUCGCUGGCUGCUUACGAAAGCCACAAUAGCCAACUUCAUUGCUGUUGCAUGGCUUGGGCUAAUGGUUGCCAUAUUUAUCUUGGGGAAGGCUGAAGGAUGGCCUGUAGACGAAGGCAAGGAGCCCACUACGCUGCCACAAUGGUUGGUUGGGCUGGCUGGUUCAUGA